CUGCCGGCGGAAGUGACGCACUCAUGUCAUGGCUGCGGGUCUGAAUCUGAACCACUGAACCACUGAACCAAACUUUCGUUUCACUCUGCACACCUCGUGAUUAUGGCGACGUUUUUCGGCGAGGUGUUGUCCGUGUAUUCCCGGGCGGUGGAGGAAGAGGACGAGGACCUCGAGGAAAACGAAGAAGAUGAAGAAAUCCGCAGAGAGCUGGAGAAGAAGAGGGAGGUUCAUCUGCAGUGGAGCCCUGAAGUCUCCGAGUCAUUGAAGUCCGGAAACAAGUUGCAGUGUUCAGACUUGAUCCUCGCCGUGGGACACAACGCUGCCAGGUUUCUGUCAGUGUACGUUCUCACCUCCGCAAACUGGGACGCGGUGGGACACGCAUCGGUGUGGAACGAGCGGAGCCGGGCCGUAACCGGGCACGCCGGCGAGGAGUCGGCGUGUGUUUUCUACAGACAGAAGUCAAACCCGACAGUUUUGAUCUGUCAGGUGACUUGCUACGUCGCAGAAGACCAGCUCUUCCAGUGGACAGAAAAGGUGUUCGACUGUCUGCAGCACAGAGGGCUGAAUGUGACCGUGCUGUCAGACAGCUCUGUGGCCGAGUACAAGACGGCAGACUAUCUGUGCUGCAGCUCCGCCCCCUUCCUGCGCUCCCUCCACACCGGAGCGUUCAGUGGUCAGUCCGUCUGCCCGUCACUGGAGCAACCCAACAUGGUUACUGGACUCCCAGCUGCAGUGCUGAACCACUGCGAGGUCCACCGGGUCGCCGCCGCUGUUUACCAGUGUUACAGUGACGUCAUCGGCCCUGACUCUGUCACCAUGGAGACCUACAAGCCUGCACUUACCAAGCUUGGCAAGUCCAUACAGUUGGACCCGUCUCCGAGCACAGACGUCCUCCGCAAGUUCGUCCAAUCCACCAACAUACAGAGUAAUCUUUAUAUCUGAAAAUGGCCACGUUGCACGCUGUACAGUGCAGUUUAACUCUGUUUUCCUGUGUAAAAAUACUGUCAUUUUUUCAAUAAAGAAGU
Molecule: messenger RNA, 1025 nt
Organism: Dicentrarchus labrax (European seabass)
Lineage: Eukaryota; Metazoa; Chordata; Actinopteri; Moronidae
Gene: psmg1
Product: proteasome (prosome, macropain) assembly chaperone 1
Exons: 7
Coding region: 103-942 (279 amino acids)
Biological process (GO): proteasome core complex assembly
Cellular component (GO): endoplasmic reticulum
Molecular function (GO): proteasome binding
Source: RefSeq, a predicted model, not a curated record